GGCCCGCGCAGCCGUGCAGGGCGGGCGGGCGAGGGCGGCGGGCUCGAGCCAGUCGCGGGCGGGCAGGCACCCGCGCGGACCGACGCGCCGCACUCGCGAUCGAUACGCCUAACCUUACACCACCAAAACCAUCACCAAACAUAAACGUCAACCUGUGAAAACGUGAACAUACAACACUGCUUACGUGCGUGAGACUAUAAUGAAGACAUGUCAGUGUGUUUAAAGUGUAGAUAGUGUGUGGAUGGCGAUGACGUCACUGAAGCAUGGGGUGAACCUGAGUCGGCGGGCGUGCAGGGCGGGGGCGAGGGCGCUCACCCUGGCCGCCGUCGUUGCGGUCCUGGCUACAGCUGACUGCAAUCCUAUUGAAAGUACCACGAAACAGAGUCCGUCCAUAACUGUCGAUGGGACUUCCACGUACCCCGGCCUCGGCUUCGGCCCCAUGGGGCCUGUGGCCCCGCUGCCCGGCGACUCGGGCACGCAGCUCCGACAGCAGCUGGAGUCCACCACUGACCUGCCGGCCACAGCCAGCGCUAAGAAGGAGAGGACCUUCGUGAUAGCGGCCUUCGAGUUCCACCGAGUCGAAACGCCUUUUCUCAUCGGCUUGUGGAUAUUCUUCGCCAGCUUGGCUAAAAUAGGUUUCCACAUGGCGCCAAAACUCUCGCGGAUGUUCCCUGAAUCCUGCCUUCUGAUCUUCGUGGGUGUCCUCAUCGGUGCCUUGCUGCUCAGCACCCACAGUGUCCACGUUCAACCACUUACUCCAGACACCUUCUUCCUCUACAUGUUGCCGCCUAUUAUACUAGAUGCUGGUUACUUUAUGCCGAACAGACUGUUCUUUGAUCAUCUUGGGACUAUACUGCUAUUCGCUGUGGUUGGAACGGUGUUCAAUACGCUAACCAUUGGUGCCUCGCUAUGGGCGUGCGGACAGACCGGCAUGUUUGGCUGCACAACACCUCUCCUAGACAUGUUCCUCUUCAGCGCCCUAAUAUCGGCCGUUGACCCCGUCGCGGUGCUGGCGGUCUUUGAGGAGAUCCACGUGGACGAGGUCCUGUAUAUAGUGGUGUUUGGGGAGUCUCUACUGAACGACGCGGUCACGGUUGUGCUGUACCACAUGUUUGAGGCUUACACCGAAAUGGGCACAUCCCGGCUAGUCUACACCGAUUUUCUAGCAGGCUUCGCUUCGUUCCUAGUAGUAGCGGUAGGCGGGACCUGCAUCGGGGUGGUGUGGGGCUUCGCUACCGGCCUCGUUACCCGGUUCACCCACGAAGUCAGGGUCAUCGAGCCCAUCUUCAUCUUCGUUAUGGCGUACUUGGCGUAUCUUAACGCGGAGAUGUUCCAUAUGAGCGGAAUAUUGGCGAUAACAUUCUGUGGCAUCACAAUGAAGAAUUAUGUAGAAGGCAACAUAUCGCACAAGUCUCACACAACUAUAAAGUACACCAUGAAGAUGCUGUCAUCGUCGUCGGAGACCAUCAUUUUCAUGUUCCUUGGGGUGGCAACGGUGAACAAUAACCAUGAUUGGAACACGUGGUUUGUGCUGUUGACCAUCUUGUUUUGCUCAGUGUUUCGGAUAAUAGGAGUGUACAUAUUUAGUGCUGUAGCUAAUAAGUUUCGAUUGCACAAACUGGAUAGAGUGGAGAAGUUUGUGAUGUCUUAUGGCGGUCUCCGCGGUGCAGUGGCCUUUGCGUUAGUACUUUUGAUAGAUCCAGCAGUUGUGAAACUUCAGCCAAUGUUCGUAACCACUACGAUAGCUGUUAUUUACUUUACGGUGUUCAUACAAGGUAUCACCAUCAAACCGCUGGUGAAAAUGCUUAAUGUAAAAAGAGCUGAAAAACGGAAACCUACUAUGAAUGAAAGGAUACAUGAAAGGUUCAUGGACCACUUGAUGGCAGGUAUAGAAGAUAUUUUAGGUAAACACGGUAACCAUCAUAUUAGGGAUAAGUUCAAGAGAUUUGAUAACAAGUUUAUACGCCCAUUUCUGCUAAGGAACUACCAGGGCCAAGAGCCAAAGAUAUUAGAGACUUAUUCAAAACUCGCAAUGAAAGAUGCGAUAGAAUAUAUGCAGAGAAAUGCAUCUACCAUCGGUAACAUUUCUGGUGCGGAAUCAAUGUCCGCCAUAUUCAAGAACUACACGAACACAAACUUCAACGCAAGUCCGAGUUUCAGUCAGCUGGAUUCGUCGACGUGGAACAUAGAUAUGCAAGAGUUGGAAUAUAAUCCGAGCAAAAAGGAUUUGACGGACGCGCGGAUCCACCAUUUGCUUGCUGAAGAGUUGUGCAAGCCGUAUAGACGUGUAUGUCACCGUCGUCUAAGCUACAGUCGGCACGCAGUGAACGACCGUGACCUCGGCACGCAGGUUAACUAUAAAACUCACAUGAACAUUCGACGUCUCGUUGGCGACAGGAAACACCACCAUAAACGUAGCAAACGGGGGAACAAGGAUGGCAAAAACCAUGUCACUUUCCCUGAAUUCCAGCAAAACGGUUCCGCUAAACAAUUCACGCACGGUAAAAAAAAGUAUUAUAGAUUAGAUUACAUAGACGAGGUGCUACAGGAGGACGAUGAUCGGGAGCCGCGACGCGACGGCGACGACGGCGGUAUUACAUUCACUGCCAAGUCCCUGCCUGGAUAUAAAGAAGUGAGCCCGACGUCCUCGCAUAAAGAGAACAGUAGCUCACUUAUUAACCAGCUGGCUAACCUACCUGGGUUCAACCCGCUGAAAGCGAGGAUAGUCAAGCAGUACGCUAAAACGCCUGAGGAGAUAUUGCCUACAGCAGUUGAGAAAUCCUUACCGUGGAGAAGGGAUCGAUCCACGUACAACUUCGUACCAAACGAGGAUAUUCUAGAAGAAGACGAAAGAAGGAUGUCAGAUGAUAAUGAUACGUAUAUGAUAGUAGCGGAUCAAGCACGCGUGGCAACCCCCACGGCAACGGAAACCAUGUUGCCGUGGAAACGAGAGGAAGGAGAGGGUUAUUCAGGUGCUUUAAAACAGUCUGAAUUUCCUUCCUGGGCAUCAAACAAAGAAUACUUGGCAUAUAGCUCGCCUUCGGCAACAUUCUUAGGUGGUAUAGAGAAGCCAAAACAUCCAAAAUCUAUCAUAGGUUUAUUCCGAAGAGAGAGCUCAAGUUCAACCCAGGCUGGAGACGCGGUAGCGUCGGACUCCGAAGGAAAUAAGCCGGAGUAUUCAAAGGGAGAAGGCUUCCCUUGUAAAGACCCGUUUAACCAGCCAAGACAAGGACCUAGUAUGCUAUCGAAGAGGAGCACUAGCCUCGGAGGGCCUUCAGUGCUUCUGAUGGAGGAUGUGGCACACUCUGAUCCACUGGGCGCAUCCACUCGACCUGCGAGCAUCAUGCAAGGGCCUCACCGUGGCCAAUGCCGGAGGGGAUCCAUGUUGGAAUUAACAGGGUCAAUGUCCCGCGACGCAAUCACAGAAGAAAAAUGUAGCAAAUCAUUACCCGAGAGUGAACGUAUGGGCGUGCGGCGGCUUCCUCUAGGCCAACAAAGUCUGCCACGGGAGCCCUUCAUCCGGCAACUAACAAUGGCCUCAACCCUUCUAACUAGCUCAUCAGACUCAGACUCCUCCGACGAAGGCACCUGAGUGCGCCGCCGUGGUGACCACGAUCGGUUGCCACUCCUUAAAUACAAGACACUUGAAUGAGUGAUUGAAACUCAUCACGUUUUAACUUAUCUGUGCUGUGAAUAUGUGGUGUAAAAAGUAAGAUUUGUAGGAUGCGCGCUAAAACCAAUGUAUAUUUUUAUGAAAGCGUUAUUGUAUAGGUACUUUAUGUAGAUAAAUGCUGUGUAUUUAAAUGAUAUUCUAUAUACUUUACAAUAGCUUACAAUAAACAAAUAUUCAAUGUCCUACUGGAAUCAUGACAAAAUACCUAUGUAAAUAAAUACCUCAUCAUACCUAACAUGACACGAGAAUAUCUAGGUGCAUUAUAGGUAAACUGUACCUAUUGCCUCAAAACUACAGGAUGUUCAGGACGACUACUUCCAUAAUCCUAUUUUUUACUAGAGCGUACGAAGAAUUUAAUUGAUAGUUAAUUAACUGUCAUUAGAUCCUUAUAAAAUUUAAAGAGAUGACCCCUAUAUAUAUUUUCUAAGAAUUUUAGACAGAUUGUAGAAUAUCCAGUCAUCCUAAAAUGCUUUAUUAGUAUUUGCAACGGGUAGGUAUAAAUGAGUCCUUCGUGUCCUUCAAUUAGAGUCCUAGUUUCUUUUAACAUAAACAAUACUCGUAGGAUACUGCAGUAGAUAAUAUAGCCGUCAUUUGUUUUCGACAAUCAGACCAAAGUUCACAACUUUGACAGGUAUUAUGGCCAUCUUAAGACAGAAUUUGUACAAUUUAUUACCGUGUACAUCCAAUACUAUUGUAAAUAUUAGGUAUAUACAUUUAAUGCUGUGAUUGUAAAUUGACAAGUUCGCGCCAAUUGAAAUACCUACAUUUCUCCUCACACCCCAAAGUUAUAUAUCUAACUGUAUUAAGGUUACUGUAGGCUUUUGACUGUUGUUCUGUUUAGUGUAGGAUAUUCUCCAGUUUGUAAUUUAAUAUAAUACUUAAGAUUAGAAAAAAUACCUCUUUCUUUGUACAUGAUAUCUAUUGAACAAUAUAUUAUGAUUUUGUUUUUAAAAUUCUGACAAUACGAACAUAUAUUAAAAUGCUAAGGAAUGAAGCGUAGGGAAAUAAUGAAUGGGGCCAAUAUUAACGCUACGGCUCUGUUAAGUUACCUUUUUAAAUGGUUCUCACAAUGGAAAGAUCUGGACAAGUUUCGUGAGUCUCAUAUUAUACUACAAGUCAGCUAAAAUGUCGUAAUUAUUUUUAUAGCUUUUAAAUUUUGUUACAUUUUUAUAUAAUAUUUGUGCUCUUUAACAUUGUCAUAACGUUUUUAAGUUGUGAAUUGUGAUACAAUUCUAAUAUAAAUAGUAAAUGUGCAGCGAGCACAUUAUUUUACUGUUGCAUGUACUUAUAUGUUAUCAUCAAAUUAUUCCAGUCUCAAUACUUGGACAGUAUUAAUAAUAAUUCAUUUAAUUUAAAUUCUGUAUCACCUAAGUAGAUAAAUAAUUUCUUGUAAGUAUACUCAAAUGUUAAAUUGUUAUUUAGAUGCUUAACUGUUUCAUAUAAAAGGACCCCGGACCUAAAGUAUGGAAAAUGUGGUUUCAGUUAAAUAUCUUGAGAUUUUGAUAUGUUAUAAUUAAUACUUUGUUAUCUCGUACAAUAUCAGUCGAAACUCUGAAAGGGACACGGAAACAGUGGUAGCACCCCUAGAGACUUUUGUUCAGGACUCUGAAAUCUAUAACAUCAAAAUAUCAAGAUAUUUAUCUGAAACCACAUUUUCCAUACUUUAGUUCCGGGGUCCUUUAAUGUAUAUAACAUAAUUAUGUAGCCCAGUUAAUGGGUUAACUUUUAUAGCAUUAUCAGUUUUUUUAAGUGUAAUAAAAUUCUAGUAAAAUACUACUUGUUAUACUAUAAUUAUAUUUAUUUUAAAGAUGACGCAUUCACUGGGCUAAUUCACAAAAAUAGCAUUUUGUAAAUUGUAUGUAGUUCUUACUUAAGUAUAUUAGUACAAUAAUAGCGGUUAAAUACUAAAAUAACCUGUUAAUCUUUUUAAAGUAAGAUUUUUGGUAAUUUACCUACAGAGGUUGAUGGAUGGUUUAUUAACUCCCUAGUACAGGAGUCAGGUUUAAAAAAUCUGUUAUCGAUUUGACAUUGAUAUGAUAUUAAAUCCAUAUCAAAUUUAUAACAUUUUUGUAAUAAUCUGAAUCUUGUUAGGGCCUGGAAUAGGUAAUAUAUUUUCUCAACAUAUACGUAGGUACUUAUAUGUUUGAAACUUAGUGUAGCACAAUGCUUCCUUUGUCAAAGGGAAAUAUUUUGUUAGUACCACAACCAUUGCUGUUUUAAUGUAUUGAUUUGAGUGUUGUAAAUAAUCGUAUUUAAAUGUAUGACUGAUCUUUUCAACGAUGCGUAAGAGAAAAGUGAACACCCAUUAUACCAUCCGUUACUUUCGUGCAACAUUAAAGUAAAACUAGGCCAUAACAUAGGCUGACCACGUGAAUAAUGGAAUUAGUGAGCACGGAAAAAUAUAAGAACAUUAAACUAGAGAACGGUGGUAAGAAGUGCCAUAUUUGUUAAUUGUUCUAGAAAAUUAAGGGACUAAAUCCCUGAUUUUAAAGGAAAUAGGCUGUGUAUUUGGCCGAUUUAACAUCUAUUUUAAUAAAAGUAAUACCAAUUUAAAAUCGACAUUCAAAUGUGAGUGCUUUCAUUAAAGAGUGGUUAAACUCCCUCAGUGUGCGAUAAUCUUAAGUCAUCAGUGAAUUAAUAAUAAGUGGUAAUUGUAACAAUGUAGGUAACAUCGACAAUAGUGUAGUGUAUUCAUUUCAUGACUGAUUGAGUUGUUUAAAUGUGAAUUACCUAAUUAAUGUUUAGUAGUUAGUGAAUGAUAGUAACAAAUUCAAUUGAGUUUAUUUAUUCUUAAAUUACUGCGACUAUUUGAGAUUAAAAAUCAAAAUUUUCAUGUUACUAAAUCGAAUGAAGGGCAUAUUUUAAUGCAGUAAUAAAGAUUUACUAUGGUCUAUGAAAUAUGGUGUGUCAAUUGAAAACAUAAUAGUGCCUAGGCUUAAAUCUACACCGCUCAUUGUUUAAAUUGUAAAAAAAUAGUGGAUCAUGUAAAAAAUAAAGAUUAUGACUGGA
This is a messenger RNA of Cydia fagiglandana, 6682 nucleotides long. RefSeq names its product sodium/hydrogen exchanger 3 (gene Nhe2). Gene Ontology annotation, cellular component: plasma membrane. Gene Ontology annotation, biological process: sodium ion import across plasma membrane; potassium ion transmembrane transport; proton transmembrane transport. The record is from RefSeq and is a predicted model, not a curated record. Gene Ontology annotation, molecular function: sodium:proton antiporter activity; potassium:proton antiporter activity. The coding region runs from base 242 to 3592 and encodes 1116 amino acids. NCBI's taxonomy places the organism in Eukaryota, Metazoa, Arthropoda, Insecta, Lepidoptera, Tortricidae. The transcript has 20 exons.